Molecule: messenger RNA, 1235 nt
Organism: Aspergillus pseudonomiae
Lineage: Eukaryota; Fungi; Ascomycota; Eurotiomycetes; Eurotiales; Aspergillaceae
Exons: 2
Coding region: 708-1028 (106 amino acids)
Source: RefSeq, a predicted model, not a curated record
AAAAUAGAAAAAAAAAUAAAAUGAAAAAUAAAAUUUAGUUUUUAUUUAAUAAUAUUCAAUUUUAUUUUUUUUAGUGUGUUACUUCCGGAGUACCCCCGUGGGUCGGUUGGUAUUUCAUACAUUGUCAUAACGCUCAGUAAGAUUACCGGCCUGUUUCCGGAGUUCCACCCAAGAAAAAAGUACGGAACUUGGGGGUAAUCAUCACACAUUGGUGGUUGUACUAUUACCCCAAAGGAAGCCGACAGGCUUUCCUUUCCUGUACGAAUUGAUCCACUUUACCGCAACCAUCUUGCGGGUUUUACAUGGCAGUAUGACUUCAGUAUAAAUGUAGAUGUACUGUAGUGCACAAAGCUGCUUGCUGACCAUUCCCUCGAUAUAGAGAUUGAAUGAACAUUGAUACUGAAUGGUAGUGAAUGGGCAUCAGGACCUAAAAAUAUCCAGAUACAUAACAAAUAGACCUGCAAAGAGGAAAAAGGAAGCAACUGGUUCUAGACAAACAUUCAGACAAAGAUCGACUGUCCUGUGACCUCUGUUCUUGCUGACUAAGAGGAAGAUGGAUUCCCUUUGCAGUUCACUUCAUCGGUCACGGGGUCACUUGACUCCUCAAAAACGGGGCCGUAAUGAUUGGCGCAGAGUGGUUGCUGUUGAUAUCACUCCACUAUGUCUUGAGGAGUCUUUCCAUAAUGAUUGAACGCAGACCCCUCUGAAUGCUGGUGCCGUUAUCCAUGUUGAUUCUCGGUAUACUGACGUACAGGUCUAGUUCAUACCUUAGGUACCUUCAUACAGUACUUCUGCAAGCUUUCAAACCGGCUUGUUUGGUGUCAGUCCAUUUCCCCAAGCGCCACCCCAUUAAAUUGUCUAGCAUUACUUCAAGAGUCCUGCUGACUUCCUGCUGGAGCUGUCUUGAUGCAAUUGCGUUCGCCACGGACAUGUUUUCGGUCAUAUUUGAUACAUUAAUUGCCCCGGGUCCAUGUUCUGGACUACUUCCCAAGCCACAUUUUUUGCUUUCUUUUUUGCUUGCCAGAUGAUUUCAUUAGCGCAAGGCCAUUUUUCCCGGCCGUUGAAUUUAAUUUGAAGUUUAUCCGUCGUCAUCACCCUACCCUUGCGAAUUCUAGCUGUACUUCCAUCCUUCUGACACGUUGGCAUUUUUGGUUGACACAUCCCGGCCGAAAAUGGCCCAAACAAUGCUUGCCUGUGUGGCUAUUAACCGGUGGUGUUCAAUUAUGCAUGGGUCU